AUAUAUGUCUUGUUUCAUAGCCUCUUAUUCAACUCACAACAAUCUAAACAUUCAGAAAGUAAGUGAGACAUAAAGCCUCAAGAAUGGAAGUAGCGCAGGGAAUGCACAUGAAAGGAGGUGAUGGAGAAGAAAGUUAUGCAAACAACUCAAUCAUUUUUCAGGGAAAUGUGAUUUCUUCUACAAAGCUCAUAAGAGAGGAAGCCAUAACCAGUCUAUACUCCAGCACACUUCCUAGAAGCCUUGCAAUUGCAGAUUUGGGUUGUUCUUGUGGACCAAACACUUUAUCUGUGGUGUCAGAAGUUAUCCAUGUUGUGGAGAAUCUUUGCAAAAAGCUGAAUCAUUCUUCUCCCGAAUACAAAAUAUAUUUGAAUGAUCUUGCAGGAAAUGACUUCAACAGCGUCUUUAGGUCACUCGAUAGCUUCAAAGAGAAGCUACGAGAUGAAACCAAAACUGAAAUAGAUCGCUGCUAUUUCUUUGGAGUACCUGGUUCUUUCUAUGGUAGAGUUUUUCCUGACCGGAGUCUGCAUUUCGUCCAUUCUUCUUAUAGCGUUCAUUGGCUGUCUAAGGUUCCGGAAGGAAUAGAGAAUAGUAAGGGUGCCAUUUACAUCAACGAAACGAGUCCUUCGAAUGUUAUUAAAGCUUACUAUGAGCAAUUUGAAAGAGACUUUUCCGUUUUCAUCAAGUGUCGCGCUGAGGAAAUAGUCGAAGGAGGUCGCAUGGUUCUAUCGAUUUUAGGAAGAAGAGGCGAUGAUCCAUUCAGUAAGGAAAGUUGCGACCUUUUGGAUCUUCUCGCCACUGCUCUUAAUCACAUGGUCUUAAAGGGACUUAUUGAAGAAGAUAAAGUGAAUACUUUCAAUAUUCCAAAUUAUUAUCCAUCUCGAAGUGAAGUGAAGUCGAGUAUUCUCGAAGAAGGAUCAUUUGCCAUCAACCAUGUGGAGUUUUCAGAAGUAGAUUUAAAUAAUUCUGGUGAAUCAUUACAUGACAGUGGAUACAAUGUUGCGCAAACGAUAAGGGCUGUGUUUGAACCUUUGCUGGUUAGUCACUUUGGUGAAGCUAUAAUCGACGAUGUUUUUCAACGAUAUCACGAAAUCGUGGUGGAUCAAAUGUCCAGGGAGAAAAUGCAGACUGUUUAUUUCACCAUAUCAUUGACAAGGAAAGCACAAUAAGGGAGAAAUUUGGUUUGUAUUGUGUUGUUUAUGUUUGUGGCUUUCAAAACAAGAGAACAAAUUAAGAUUGCUAUGUUGGUUUGUUUGCUUUGUUUUUUCUGAGUAAUUAUACUCUAUGAAUUGUUAUGUAAGGCAAGAAUAAGAAUUACGUGAAGAUUAUGACUCGUUGUACUUUGAUAAUGAGUAAUAAUGUUAUUUAUAGGUUGGAAUUA
This is a messenger RNA of Lathyrus oleraceus (garden pea), 1378 nucleotides long. Its product is annotated as S-adenosyl-L-methionine:benzoic acid/salicylic acid carboxyl methyltransferase 3. Lineage: Eukaryota; Viridiplantae; Streptophyta; Magnoliopsida; Fabales; Fabaceae. The coding region runs from base 84 to 1166 and encodes 360 amino acids. Gene Ontology annotation, molecular function: methyltransferase activity. The transcript has 3 exons. The record is from RefSeq and is a predicted model, not a curated record.